AAUUCUAUCUCAAGAUGAUUAUUUCUGUGCACUCUUAUUUUUUGAACUAGUUCAGUAAUGAUAUUUUGCCUUUGCAGGUCUAGAGUUUCAGCUCUUGGCAAGUUGUGAUUGUGAAUUGCUGUUGUAUUUGUUGAUGAGGUUAGGAUCAUUUUAGGGGAGAAAAUGAUUUAUAUCGUUGCCUUCAUCCAUAGGAAUAGUUGAUGAAAAGAGUACAAUAUUCUUAGAGGUAGGAAGAGCUUAGGUGGUGCAAAUUCCUAUUAUAGCAGCCAGCUUGUACGUCACCUAACAAACCCCAUCACACAAAAGGAAUGAAGCAUACUCAAACCAUUCAGAACCUAACCAGCAAACAAAGCGUCAUUCUCUUGGUAAACCUAUAUUUUACUGUUAUCCCACCAGAGAAGGAGCCCCAUGAAUGCACAAGUAUAUAACAGAGGCAAGAGCCAGUCUGAAGCACCUGAAACCACUCUCCUCCCUCUUUUUCUCCGUAUGUAAUAGUCAAGACAAGCUGAGAUAGCUCGAAUGGAGAAAGUCAAGAUUGUUACAUUAACACUCUUUGCAGCACUCGUGGUACUGUUGCCGAGGUCGGAGUGCCAGUUAAGGGGAGCGCCAGUGCUGACACCCCGCCCGCUUUGUGCGUCACAAUUUUCACUCGCUAACUAUGCAUGCGCACGGCUCCCCUUGAGGCCCGUAUCUCCUCCUCCACCACCCUCUCCUACUUCCCCUGACGAUGAUGAAGAGGGGCACCAUCACAGGCAACGUGGACACAAGCGCAGGCAUAGGCGCCACGACACACCUGAGGAAGACAACUGUUGCCGUUGGGCAACCCAGGUCGACAGCCAGUGUGUUUGUGAAAUGAUGUAUCUCUUGCCCAGCUUCGCAAACUUCCUUAUGAGACCUGUACACCAGAUUAACCUCGAGAUCAGUGACGCUUGCAACGUUACCUACACGUGCGGCGGGACGAUACUAAGAGCUUGAGCACUGCACUUACAUUGUGAUGCAAGGCCAUGCUUGUUGCAACGAUCAAAUAUCCAAACUUAAUAUUUGGUCUACUAUGUUUGUUGUGUGGGUUUAAAUUAUAUAUUUAGUUAUCUGCUUCUACUACCUAGUUUUAAUUAUUUAGCUGUUUCUGUCUGUACUUGUAAUAGUUUUGAGCAUUCAUAAUAAACUCAUAUCUUGUUGCCA
Corylus avellana is the source of this 1182-nucleotide messenger RNA. RefSeq lists its product as uncharacterized. The record is from RefSeq and is a predicted model, not a curated record. Lineage: Eukaryota; Viridiplantae; Streptophyta; Magnoliopsida; Fagales; Betulaceae.